Molecule: messenger RNA, 1175 nt
Organism: Magnolia sinica
Lineage: Eukaryota; Viridiplantae; Streptophyta; Magnoliopsida; Magnoliales; Magnoliaceae
Product: mitochondrial import inner membrane translocase subunit Tim9-like
Exons: 2
Coding region: 187-468 (93 amino acids)
Source: RefSeq, a predicted model, not a curated record
CGGACCCGUUCACCGUCCUAGCGAAACGGGCCUAAGAAGCCCAUUGAGACGUGCUCUCGCGCGUGUUGCAAAACCAGACUAGAAAAUCCGAGUCGGACCAAAGCUGGUGGGGUCUCGCCUUCCUACUAGGGUUUUGAAGCUCUUCGCCAAAACCCUAACCGUAAUUUCGCAUUCAGAUCGCGGAAGAUGGACAAGAGCAUGCUUGGAGACCUCGAUUCUCUUCCUGAAGAAGACAAGAUCAGAAUGUCCGCCAUGAUCGAUCAGCUCCAGAUCCGCGACAGCCUAAGGAUGUAUAAUUCACUGGUGGAGAGAUGUUUCUCUGACUGUGUGGACACCUUCCGCCGGAAGUCCCUAGACAAGCAAGAGGAGAAGUGUGUUCGUCACUGCGCUGAGAAGUUCUUGAAACACUCCAUGCGGGUUGGCAUGAGAUUUGCAGAGCUUAAUCAAGGUGCUGCAACACCUGAUUAACUUCCCUUGAUUUUAGAGGAACUUGGGUAGCUGAUCUUUUGCUACCAAAGCAUAAUUAGUUUGGAUAAGAAAGCAGUGGUCAUUCUUGUUUUGUUCUCUCCCCUGCUAGAAUGUUUCAGCAAGGAGCGAUUCUAAGAUCCUUAGCUGAGUGUAUGCACCGUAUAUUUGGGUUUUCAUUUUGUACUGAGGCCUAUGGUCCUGUGUCAAUGGACUGCCCCAAAAUGUCUCCUUGAGUGGAAGAUCCUAUCCAUCAAUCCUUGGCCUUUCAUCAGUUGAAUGUGGACUUUUGCUGUAUUUCAUUCUCGACUGUUGAUUUGUAGGCCUCAAAAUGGAAAGUCGUGGUUGUCCUAUUGUGGAGAUUUUUAGGGGACCACCCAUACAUAUUGUGGCCCAAACAAACUGAUGGCUGGACCAUUGAACCAUAGGCCCCACUUUGACAGAGCAACAACCAGUAUAUACUGUGCAUGCCAUUGAUCAAAGAUUUUAUAUAUAUUUGAGAGAUAGAUCAAAGAUUAUAUAAUUCUGUUCCAGCAAGAAGGGACAUGGGAUUUUUGUUUCAAACCCACGGAAUAUCAACCAUGAAUUGUUCUGGUAAGUUGUUGAAAUUAAAGAAACUUGGGAGCUUGGGUCAUUGGCUUCAACAAAGGUCUUUUGUAAUUCCAAUUUAUAUGCCAGUUUAAGUAUUUUAUUUAGUCCUUUUUCUAGAA